AUGGCCCUCCUGUCGCGGUCUUCCCUCCGCUCUGUGCGACGGGCCCCCGAUCCUGCCGACGGUCUGAAGAAAUCGCGCAUCCCAAAUGGCUCCGACCGUAAGAGCUCCCCCGACUGUCUCGACAUCAAAGAUCCCAUCGCAAGACCCCGUUCCAACCCCUUGAAACCCUCGCGCCCGCGCACCUCCAAUCGGACUCGUCGCAACUCCUCUCUGUCGGUGGACACGGUCGCCUCCGGGCAAUUGGCGACCCCGGCAUGUGCAAAUGGGAAUGGCAAUGGCAAUGGCAUUUACAGGACCCCACGCGCCCGCCGCGAUCAGGGAACCUCCUCCGGCGCCGAUUUUUUGCGCGGCGUGCACGAGUCGCCAGACCCAUUGGACACGAUCUCGCCAGCCCCGUCGGUCGCGAAGCAGCGCACCCUGACCCCUGCGAUUGGGGACGCGAAUAGCAAGCCAACGGUUUCGCCUGCUCGCACGACUCAUCGGAAUGACAAUCGAUCGCUGGAUGACGUCGACGAGAGCGCGAUCAAGGCAGAGGGUGCUGUGGGGGUGCCCCCGACGCGGGACAGGAGCGACGGCGAGCCUGCAUCGGAUACACGGUCGGAGAGACGGUCGUUGCGUUCGACCAAUACCGGGUCACGGUGCAAGAGCGAGCUUGCGCAGUAUUUCCACAACUACGAACAGAUUAUCAGCUUGGAUGUGCCCGAACCUGAAUUCCUUGCUGCCAAAACAACUAUCACUCUCGUGGACGACCUCCCGCGACCACUACCAUUCUGCUCUAACCCGGAGCCUACACCCUUUGGCAACCCGCUACUCAAGCUCUACGACUGUGAAAAGAUCCGCCCCAAACAUCCCAAACCCGCAUCAGGCACACCCGCAGUCGACCCGCUGAGCGAAGAGACCUAUUUCCGCGCACACCGCAAGUUCGAACGACAAGAGAAACAACUCCGCAACAUCGAGCGCAACCGCGCCCAACAUGAACAGCAAGUCCUAGAGCGUCUCCUGGACGAGCUACGCGGCCAGGACUGGCUACGCAUGAUGGGCCUGACGGGAGUCCACGAAAGCGACAAGAAGCUCUACGAGCCGAAGCGCGAUAUCCUAAUCCAGGAGCUAGUCACUCUGGUCAACAAGUUCCAAGCAUGGAAAGACGAAGAGCGCCGUCGCAAACUGGAAAGGGAAAAGGCACUCCCGGUGCCAGGCACCGAGGCAACACCCAAUACCUCGCAACAGCACUCGCGCAAACGAUCUCGUCCCGUGGACAGCUCACCGGCCCCGGGGACCGGCACGCCGGACGCAGACGCAGAGCCAGACCCAGACCCAAGCGAUGUCGACGCUUUGGCUGCGCGUCAGCUUCACCAAGAAGCUCGCUCAGCGAGCGCAGCUAAACGGCGCAAGACAGCGCCCGCUACUCGCAAGUCUAUCACCAAACCUCCUCCCAGCACCAACACCAACACCAACAACUCCGAACCAAACCCCAGCCCCAAACGCAAAAAGCCCAACCCAACACCCACUAAACCUCACCCAGCUCCUAUCUCAACCCAAAAAUCCAUACGGCUCCAACAACCCUCCCUCUCCCACUUCUGGAACCCAGCUCCACAAGACAGCCCAUUCACAUCCUUCUUCCGCCAACGACAUGUGCGCGAAGCAGCCAUCGCCGCAACAAAAGGCACACGCCGCGGCGGAUCCCGCUCAACCCUCGCAUUCGGAUAUCCGGUCCCUGACCUGGGCGAACAGGACUUCGAGCUGCCGCCGGAUAUCCUGAACGAGGAUUCUAUUCAGCAGUCGCAGCGGAAGAGGCGGAGACUUAAACGGCGGAGUUUGGGGUGA
This is a messenger RNA of Penicillium roqueforti, 1824 nucleotides long. Its product is annotated as acetyltransferase SAS4-like domain-containing protein. Gene Ontology annotation, molecular function: histone acetyltransferase activity. Bases 1 to 1824 code for a protein of 607 amino acids. NCBI's taxonomy places the organism in Eukaryota, Fungi, Ascomycota, Eurotiomycetes, Eurotiales, Aspergillaceae. Gene Ontology annotation, cellular component: SAS acetyltransferase complex. The record is from RefSeq and is a predicted model, not a curated record. The transcript has 2 exons.